Messenger RNA from Solenopsis invicta (red fire ant), 3883 nucleotides. It is a transcript of the gene sgl, whose product is annotated as UDP-glucose 6-dehydrogenase. The transcript has 6 exons. Lineage: Eukaryota; Metazoa; Arthropoda; Insecta; Hymenoptera; Formicidae. The coding region runs from base 323 to 1765 and encodes 480 amino acids. Gene Ontology annotation, cellular component: cytosol; nucleus. The record is from RefSeq and is a predicted model, not a curated record. Gene Ontology annotation, biological process: glycosaminoglycan biosynthetic process. Gene Ontology annotation, molecular function: UDP-glucose 6-dehydrogenase activity; NAD binding.
CGCCAUUCUGAUGUUCUAACAUGGCAACGUGGUCACAACGGCGCGGCCUCGUUGCGGCCUCGACGUUUCCACCUCAAUAGUAUCACGAAAUGACGGACGCAUAGCGUCCAGAGAAUCCAGAGUGAUAGAAAUCUGUGCAACGCGAUUUAAUAUCGCCGUAUUGCAAUUUUUUCUUAAAAGAAAAAUUGUUUUUUUUAUAGUGGAAGUUACGCUUCGAUUGUCAUAGGCCGCAAUUUACAUUCUGCAUCGUGUCCAUCUUCAUGUCACAUUUUUGCUGAUCACCAGAGAGUUAUCCGUUAUUUCAGUUGAGCAGCGAAGCAAAAUGACAAGAAUUCGAAGAAUUUGUUGCAUCGGAGCCGGUUACGUGGGUGGCCCUACAUGUAGCGUUAUUGCGUUGAAAUGCCCGGAAAUUCAAGUGACCGUUGUUGAUAAGAGCAAGGAGAGGAUAGCGCAAUGGAAUUCACAGAAAUUGCCGAUAUAUGAGCCAGGCCUGGAUGAAGUGGUACGAAAAUGUCGCGGAAAAAAUUUAUUCUUUUCCACCGAUAUUGAAACAGCGAUCAAAGAGGCCGAUCUGAUAUUUAUUUCGGUGAACACGCCGACGAAGACCUUUGGCAACGGCAAAGGAAGAGCUGCGGACUUGAAAUAUGUGGAAAGUGCUGCUAGAAUGAUCGCGGAAGUUGCAACGGGAGAUAAAAUUGUCGUGGAAAAAAGUACCGUACCGGUAAGAGCGGCCGAGAGUAUCAUGAACAUCCUCCGCGCUAAUCACAAACCAGGUGUUUCCUAUCAGAUUCUUUCAAAUCCGGAAUUUUUAGCCGAAGGAACUGCUAUAGAAGAUUUGGUAAACGCGGAUCGAGUGUUGAUUGGCGGAGAAAAUUCGCCAGAAGGACAGGCAGCCAUCGAGGAACUUUGUAAAGUUUACGAACACUGGAUUCCGAGAGAAAAUAUUUUAACAACCAAUACUUGGAGCUCAGAACUGUCGAAGCUGGCUGCGAAUGCUUUUCUCGCUCAACGUAUUUCUAGCAUAAAUUCAUUGUCAGCAGUGUGCGAAGCUACGGGUGCAGACGUAUCUGAGGUCGCUCGAGCAAUCGGACUUGAUUCUCGAAUCGGUUCCAAGUUCCUUCACGCAUCAGUCGGUUUCGGUGGUUCCUGUUUUCAAAAGGACAUUCUAAAUUUAGUAUACAUUUGCGAGUGUUUAAAUUUGCCAGAGGUGGCGGCGUAUUGGCAACAAGUGAUUGAUAUGAACGAAUAUCAGAAGUCAAGAUUUUCUGCGAAAGUCAUAGAAUCUCUUUUUAAUACCGUGACGGAUAAGAGGAUUGCUAUGCUGGGUUUUGCCUUCAAGAAAAAUACAGGAGAUACGCGUGAAUCACCAGCAAUUCAUGUUGCCAAGACGUUGUUGGACGAAGGUGCUGUUCUUCACAUUUACGAUCCCAAGGUUGAAGAAACUCAGAUUAUUCAAGAUUUGACUCAUCCGAGUGUAACGAGCAAUCCUGAAGACAUAAAAAAUCGAAUCAGUAUUUAUAAAGAUGCUUAUAGUGCCACGAAGAAUACACACGCGAUAGUUUUAUGCACAGAAUGGGACGAAUUUAUAGAACUUGAUUAUACACAGAUUUAUGCAGAUAUGAUGAAGCCAGCAUAUAUUUUCGACGGAAGGAAGAUUUUAAAUCAUGAUCGAUUGCAAAGGAUUGGUUUUGUUGUUCAAACUAUUGGUAAAAAACUUACGAGAUCCGCAAUUUCGAGAGCAUGGGGUAGUCAAACGCAAGUUUAAAAAAGAAUGGACCAAACUAUAAGCUUCCAAUUUGAUAAAAUACAUAUAACACAUCAACAAUUAUUGUAAGAAUUUUGUUAAGUCAAUCUAAACAUAUAUAUGCAUUUGUGAAAGCAGAAAUUUUAUUAUUUUAAGUAGAUACGUUCAUCUCCUAUUAGACGUAUCAAUACAGACUGCGCAUCGUAAUUUAGAUAAUGAAGUACAGGUUACAUGCGAUAUUUAUUUCAUUUUAAACUCAUAUUUUUUAGAACUGAUGAAUUUAUAAAAAAAAAAAAAGAUUUGAAUAUAGAAAUUUGAUAGAUUUCAUAGUUGGCAUCUAGGUGAAAGGAUUCACUCUUAUAAUUAUGGAGGCAUAUUGAAAAUUGAGACUGGCCAAUUGCUUGAUGACAACUAGGAUUGAGAUGUGUUAUUUGUAACGUCAAUAUCUUUAUCGUUACUUUUUUUUAAUAAUGAUUAUUUUCUUUGUCUGUGACAUUCUGUGACAGAUAAUGUCAUUAAAUUUUUUUAUAGUAAUAACGAAUCUUAUUGUUACUUUUUAUUAUUUUGUAAAUAUAUGUUUAUGAACCAUAUGUUGUGAUUAAGCAAAACCAUUACAGAUUUCGUAUUUAAAUUGGUUAAAUAGCAUGGACAUAAAUAAUUAAAUGUGAUUCGUGAAAAAGUAACAAAAAAUGUAACGAAUAGUUACUUUCUAAGUAAUGAUAACUUUUAUAAAGUAAUGCUCUCAAUCUUGAUAACAACUAAUGAAAAUGGAAGGUUAUUAAAUAGUUAUAAGUCAAUUAUAUUUGCGUCAUCGAAUAGAUUGCAAGUUUUGUCAAGUUUUGUAAUUGAAGUUAACACUUUAGUAAUAAGUUCUAUAAUGCGUAUAAGUAAGGCGAUAUUUGUCGCAAGAAUAAUGAAAUUAUUUAUCUCAGUGCUGCCAGAAUCUCUUCUUUUAACAAUUUUUAAUUUUUAGUCAAAAUUAAGUAUUUGAGUGGAAAAAAUUCUAACGAGAAUCUUAAAGCACUCGAAGAGUUUCAUUAUGUUUAUACUGCAAUUUCUUUAAACAUAAAAUGUUAAAAUUAGUUUCAAAAUUAAUUUUUAACUCUAAAAUAGACAAUUCGACCGUCUAAUGCAAUAUCGCUUAAAAAUACUAUGAAAUCUGUCGAAUUUUUAUUCCAUAAUUAUUUACUUAGACAUACUGUUUAUUAAAUGAAAAAUACGUGUGCAAUGUUAAAUCUCAGUAAAAUGAUCAAUUUAAAGUGCUAUGAACGUUACAUACCUCUAUUUUUUCUAUUAUAAUUAUUUCAAAAAUUUUAAUGACAUUAAAUAUAAUAAUAACAUAUUCCAUAUAUAUUAUUAUAAUGGGUAUUUAUAUAUUUACUUUAGACAUUUACUUUAUUAUUAUUAUCAUUAUGAGAUUGGAUUUGUCACAUUUACAUUAAGUAAUUAUUGCUAACUUUUUUAUAUCCAUAAAUGUUCAUUUUAAUAUUUUGUUUUAAAUUUUAUUCAAUUGAUGUGCUUUAAUUUCUUUAUAUAUUCAACAUACUGAAUCUGUUCCAGCUUUUUAUUUCUGUAUUAUCUUUAUUAUUUGAGAUUAUUUACCGCGAGAAAUAUAUUUUAUGACAAUCAAAUUUGCAAUAUAUUUUUGGAAUAUCAGUGAGCAUACAUUCAAACAUAUUUUACUCUAUAAAUUUACGAAGUAACUUAAUAUAUGUAUAUUUCCAAAAUUCAUUAUUAAAAGUAUUUCGAACAAAGUUUAGAAAGAAUUUAUAUUUGUUAAUUUAUUAAAUUUAUUUACAGUAUUAUAUAUCAAUUUAAUGUUAAGUUUAAUGUUUUUUUGAGUCGGACAUAUAUGAAGUGAAUCAAGUAUUUUUAAUAUUACUGGGAGUAAUAUUAUUUAUAAGUGUCAUAAUGAUAACACAUUGUAUGCUAUUUGAAGUUAAAACAUUAUUUUAUAAUUUAUAAAUAUAUUAUAUUGUAAUAAUCUAAAGUUACUGUUUUUACAAAGUUCCAAUGUUGUUUUCAACAUACAUUCAGACUUAUACAUAUGUAAAUUACAACCAAUUGUGAAGCGCAUAUAUUGUGCAUAGUUUCUAAGUACAUAUCACAAAAAUUUAUAAAUAAAUAUUUAUAUCAAAA